This is a messenger RNA of Lodderomyces parapsilosis, 1806 nucleotides long. Its product is annotated as MFS transporter. Gene Ontology annotation, molecular function: fluconazole transmembrane transporter activity. Gene Ontology annotation, biological process: xenobiotic detoxification by transmembrane export across the plasma membrane. The record is from RefSeq and is a predicted model, not a curated record. Lineage: Eukaryota; Fungi; Ascomycota; Pichiomycetes; Serinales; Debaryomycetaceae. The transcript has a single exon. The coding region runs from base 1 to 1806 and encodes 601 amino acids.
AUGAAGCAAUUUAUAACCGAAUCAUUUGUUGGUCUGAUCUUGUAUCGAAUUUCAGGUCGCAAGCUAUUUUUACACCGUGAUGAGUUACCUGGUUAUGUCAUUCCUGAAAAGUACUUGGUUAACAACGAUAAGCGUCCAGAGUAUGAGUUCCCCGAGAGAGAAGGUGAUGAAGCAGGAGAACAACCAAAUAACAAUGAAAACCACAACUCUAGGAGCAAUGACAACAUUGAUGCUGCUAAUGAAUUACCAAAUGACGAUAUAGAUGAAAAUGAGAAGCAAAAGAAGGAUCUCAACACCGACAGCGCUUCAGAAUCAACUAAAACAACCACAGAAUUAAAUGCCAAAGAUGACUCAAAUUCAGAUUACAUAAUAGUCACAUGGGAUGGAGAUGAUGAUCCAGAUAAUCCAUACAACUGGCCAUUUUAUCUCAAGGCAAUCAUGGCUUUUCAAAUUGCUUUCUUAACUGUGUCAGUGUACAUGGGAUCAGCAAUCUAUACCCCCGGUGUCCAAGAUAUUAUGGAGAAAUUCAACAUUAAUGAAACUAAAGCAGUGUUGCCAUUGACGAUGUUUGUUAUUGGAUACGGUAUUGGACCCAUCUUUUUCAGUCCAUUGAGCGAGGAUUCUCGAAUUGGUAGAACUCCACUAUACAUUGUUACGUUGUUCAUUUUUUGUAUGAUGCAAAUCCCAACUGCUUUGUCAACAAGUCUUGCUGGAAUGGCUGUGUUGAGGUUGAUUGCCGGGUUUUUUGCUAGUCCUGCUUUGAGCACAGGUGGCGCUUCAUUUGGUGAUUUUAUUACAUUGCCUUACUUUGUUGUUGGAUUGGCUACUUGGUCUUUGGGCGCUGUUUGUGGUCCCAGUAUCGGACCAUUGAUUGGUGCAGUUUUGGUGCAAAGAGGUGGUCAUAAUGGAUACGAAAGUUGGAGAUGGACAUUUUGGUUUAUGGCUUUAAUUUCGUCAUGCUUUUUGAUCCUAGGUUGGACAUUACCGGAAACUUAUGCCCCUAAAUUGUUACGCCAAAAGGCAGAAAGAUUGAGGAAAUUAACUGGAAACAACAAGAUUGUAUCUCAAGCUGAGUUGGAUCAUGGUGCAUCUUCAACAGGUGAAGUUGUUAGGAAGUUGUUUUGGCGCCCUUUUGAAAUCACAAUCACAGAACCAGUGGUGCUAUUGAUUGGUAUUUAUAUUGCUUUGGUUUACAGUAUUCUUUACUUGUUUUUCGAAGCUGUCCCCAUUGUGUUUCAAGAAACCAAACAUUUCACUUUGGUUGAAAUGGGCGUAACUUAUCUUUCGGUUGUCAUUGGUAUCUUUAUUGGUGGUGCCAUCUACAUUCCAUACGUUUACAAGGUGUUUACCAAACCAUUGCUUGCUGGAGAUUACGGUAAAGUGACUCCAGAGAUUUUUUUACCACCAUCAAUUUUCGGAGCUGUUUUGAUGCCUAUUGGAUUAUUCAUCUUUGGAUGGACUUCUUCCCCCAAGAUCCAUUGGUUCCCACCAUUGAUUGGAACAGGAGUCUUUGCAAUGGGUGCAUUCAUCAUUUUCCAAACAUUGUUCAACUAUAUGGCUGCUAGUUUCAAAGUUGAAUACUUGGCCUCUGUAUUUUCAUCCAAUGCAUUUUUCAGAAGUGUUGUUGCUGGUUGUUUCCCACUCUUCGGAAGAGCUUUAUUUUUGAAUUUGAGUAUUCAUAAUUAUCCAGUUGGCUGGGGUACAACAUUGUUGGCAUUUUUGUGUUGUUUAAUGAUUCUCAUCCCAGUGUUUUUCUAUUUGAAUGGACCCAAGUUGAGAGCAAGGUCUAAAUAUGCUAAUCACUAA